AUAAUAAUGAUAAUUCCCUUCUUUCUGUUCUCCCGAUUUGAGUUACAUCGUGGCAUUUGAAAAUCAUCUACUACGUGAAAAUGAAUAGGAUUAAAAGUUAGAAAAGAAGGGGUAAUUAUGAUUCCCUUGAAUUGUUGUUUCUUAUAUGAUUAUUGUUGUUUCUUUCAUUAAUUUCCAUCAAAAUCCACCAGUUGAGGCCAAAGGGUGUGCAAAGAUCGAUAUGGGGGGAGAAUUAUAUAUAACAUCAUGGUUCUAAAUAGCUGCAAAUUGUCAUUCUUGUUUCCUAUUGAGUUAGACCACAGAAAUUUCUGUCCUUGGUGAUGAAGGUAUUAUAGACUAAUGAGAUGAUGUUUAUAAAGUCGGUUUUAGGAAUAAGUGACAAAUGAUGGCCAAUAUAAGCACAAAUUGUUGAUUGGUCUGGCAGUGGGUACUUUUCUCUUUGCUUUUUUUUUUUUUUUUUUUCGUUCUUCAAUUUUAACAUAUUUUUUAGGUUGAAGCCAGUAGUUUUGGGAGAAAUAAUCAAGCUGAUCGAGGUGGAGAAUAUUUAUCAUAUCACUGAACUAUAUUUCACAAGUCUGCAUGGUAAAAUAGUGUUGAAAUAUUAUUAUAAAAAAAAAAUAGAGUUGAAAUAUUUAAAAGGGAAGUAUAAGGCACAUCACUGUUGAAAGGUGGUACGCUCUGCUGCCUUAACGCUGUAUCCUUGCUAUGAUGAAGCUCCUAGUGGAUAUGUGUUUAUACUGCAUGGGUUUUGUUUGCUUGCUAUUUGGGUGCACUGUAUGUUUGCUAUGAUCACAUUGGCAGAAUGCUGAUUUUACACUGGCAAUGCAAAGAUUCUCUGGCAACGGGCUGGCCCAUAUCUAGUUCUGUUGAGUAUUGUUAUAAGGAUUUUUGGACUUUCUCUCCUGCUGCUUUGAAUAUGAAUGGGGGCAUCUUGAACAUUCUUGAGCUUUUUUGUUUCAACUAUUGAAAUAACUCGAUGGUCUAAGCGGCGCAGGUUUAAAAUCAUGCCUAUCUUUAGAAAUGCUUGGUUGAUGGUUUGAUUUAUAUGUACUCAGUGCAGAAGUAUCCUUCACCACAGACCCCACCCCUCCAAGCCCCUUUUUGACCCUUUCCCACCUCCUUCAAACUGCAAUAAUGCCAAAAGCUCUAGGUUAGGUGCAUUUCGUGAUAUCUGCAUGGAUGAGCGAGAAAAGGUACAUUCCACUUUCAAUGGAUGAUAUUGCCGCGCGGAUGAACUUAAUCUCGAGAGUUCAUGGCCUAGAACAAGUAGAGAAUUAUUUCAAUAACAUCCCAGAAAACAUGAAAGGUUUUGUGGUUUAUACGGCUCUUCUCAACUGCUGUGCCUAUGAAAAGUCUGUGGAGAAAGCCGAGCUUGUUAUGCAGAAGAUUAUAGACAGGGGGUUUGCUAGGAAACCUUUAUGUUAUAAUAUUCUGAUAAAUAUGUACUACAAAAUCGGGGAACAUGAAAAACUGGAUGCCUUAGUGCUCAAAAUGGAGGAAAAAGGCAUCAAUCCUGACAAAUACACUCUCAGCAUCCGGCUUAGUGCAUAUGCUGCCAUCUCUGAUGUGGAGGAAAUAAGCAAGACCGUUGAAAGGAUGGAAUCUGAUCCACAUAUAGUUCUGGACUGGAAACCUUAUUCCAUUGCCGCAAGUGGAUAUCUAAAAGUUGGGCUACUUGACAAGGCUUUGGAAAUGGUGAAGAAAUUGGAGGGACUGAUAGUAAAUUCCAAAUGGAGCAGUAUUGCAUUCGAUGUGCUUCUUAAACUGUAUGCUGAAAUGGGGAAGAAGGAUGAGCUGUACCGCAUCUGGAAACUUUAUAAGGAGAAGGGAAAAAUAUACAAUAAGGGCUACAUAAGCAUGAUAAGCUCACUUUUAGCAUUUGAUGAUAUCGAAGGUGCAGAGAAGAUUUUUGAGGAGUGGGAAUCCAUGAAAUUAACAUGCGACUUUCGUGUUCCAAAAUUAAUGAUUGAUGCAUAUUGUAGAAAGGGUCUUCUAGCAAAGGCUGAAGCCCUCGUAAACAAGGCCAUGACUAAAGGAGGAAAGCCUUCAUUUGAUUCAUGGUAUUAUUUGUCUUGUAGAUAUCUUGAAGAUAAUGAAAUAUCAAAGGCGUUGGAGACUAUGAGGAAAGCAGUUGCAUUGUGCCCACCUGGAUGCAAGCCCAACAAGGAAAUAUUGGCAACCUGUUUGGAGUACUUGGAAGGGAAGGGAAAUGUGGAAGGAGCUGACAAGUUCAUAGAUUUACUAAGGGUUGAGGGUAUAUUCUCUGCUCUUGUUCACGACAGGUUGCUGAAAUACAUUAAGGAUUUGAAAUCAAACUCCAAUGAACCCUUUCAAACGGAAGGGAAUAUUUUGACUGGGGAUAGCAGCUUCUGAUUUGCCAAAACAUCUUGGGUCCCCAAGCUCAGGAGCCUUUAAAUCUUCUGUAAACUGCUUGGCAGUGUUUUCCAUAUGUCAUGCCAGGAAAGAGUGUCGGUUUCCUUCGUCAUGUUUAUGGAUGAUGGGAUUAUUAUUUCAGGAGACGCAGUAAUGCAGAUAUGCCUUGGAUUGAGACUGCAAUUUUUUGGAUUCCGAAUCUUCUAGUCACUGAUCUCUAAUCAACUUUGUCAUUGUUCUACAUAAUAUCUUCCCAUAAAAGCCAACAGUUAAAUUAAUUUAAUCGAGUUUUCAUGCGAUUUAAAUUUGGCUGGCCAUUUAUGCAUGGUAUCAGACUAUUGACUGGUAGUUUCUACACCAUGCAGUUCUGAAAUUGAUGAAUGAUUCUGCAAUUAUGUUCUC
Messenger RNA from Juglans microcarpa x Juglans regia, 2775 nucleotides. RefSeq names its product pentatricopeptide repeat-containing protein At2g20710, mitochondrial-like. Gene Ontology annotation, cellular component: mitochondrion. The transcript has 2 exons. Gene Ontology annotation, molecular function: protein binding. The record is from RefSeq and is a predicted model, not a curated record. Lineage: Eukaryota; Viridiplantae; Streptophyta; Magnoliopsida; Fagales; Juglandaceae. The coding region runs from base 1180 to 2373 and encodes 397 amino acids.